AAACUACUCAAUUACUGCUUGAUACCAUCAAAGUAUAUAUAUAUCAUCAAAUCAUAUAUAUAUACUCCGAUGGUAUCAAGGAUGAAGAAGCAGUAGUUCAGUGAAUAGAACAAGGUAGCACACGGGUAAAUAGUUUGGGCCGUGGGUCCAACUCAGAUAAAUAGUUUGGGUUGGAUGUAAUUUAGAUAAAUACUUUGCAUAAUGAGUUCAAUUUGUGUAGUUUUCCCAUUAAUUAAUUAUCGGGUAUAAGAGUCCUUGUUAAAAUUCUAAGUCUAAAUACAAUAACAUAUAAGUUACACGAGAUUUUGUUUAUUUAUAGGUAUGGAUCCUCCACAGAUGACUUUACAUCCGGGUCCAGAAGUGUACGAUGUGCUAACGUUGCAGGAGAAACAUCGAUCGCAAAGUGUGUGGAAUGGGACCUUGACAGGAGAGGAAGCGUGUCUACAUCCACGUCGUGCUGAUCACGAAUUUUGGCAACAUUUGAAGAAUCAUCCUUUGCAUCCCCGCAUUCUUGACUAUUUUGGUAAAUGUGGAUUUAGGGGAGUCGUAGAGGUAGGAUGUGUUCCAUAUGACUGGGGAGUCAUUACUGCACUUAUUGAGAGAUGGCGCCCAGAGACACAUACUUUUCACAUGCGUACAGGUGAGGCAACAAUCACAUUACAGGAUGUCGAGGUCAUGUUUGGCAUGUGCGUAGAUGGUGACCCUUUGUUUCAAACUGGUGCUAGAGAUAUCUCUGUUCAAGGGUGGCAACAGUUGAUCCGCGAGCUUACUGGUUGGACACCUGAUGAGAAUUGCUUUGCUGGUGUUAGCAGGUUGUAUGUAGGUAGUUUAGCUGCGUAUAUGGACGAGUUAGAUGCUAUUACAGACCAGUCCACCGAGGUUAAUGUGCAGGAGAGAGUUAGGUUGUACCUAUUAUGGUUGUGUGGUGGCACAAUAUUCCCUGAUAAGUCUGGUUGUAAACUUAAUUUAGACUAUCUACUUGACAUGCGUGACCUUAGCAAAAUGGGAACACAAGCUUGGGGAGCAUCUGCAUUAUCGUACUUGUACAAUUGUCUAUGUCGUGCUUCAAUGUCCGAGUCUAGCAAUGUAUGUGGAUUUCUGUCUUUGGUGCAGGUCUGGGCUUGGGAGCGACUUAUCCCAAUGCAGCCAUCAUCGCGUCCUCCAAAAGUAGUACAUAUGCCAGGUGUCCCCUUGCCUCUACCUGAGCCACCUACAGCACUUGCACGGAAGUGGACUCGUUGUAGAGUUCGCCAAAAUGAGGUGCGAUGUGUGCUUGCCAUCUGCAGGGAUGUAUUGGACAACCUAACUGAUGGUCAGUUUGUUUGGGAGCCUUAUUCAGAGACAAUCAUUAAUGGGCUCCCCGAGUGGUGUAGGCGUGGCCGAGAUGUUUGGAUGGCACAAGCGCCUUUAAUUUGUGGGAUCUAUCGUGAGUGGCACAUGGUGGAUCGUGUCCUAAGACAGUUUGGUAGGAGGCAACAUAUUCCUGGACCAUGCACUACAUUUAACCACCUUCAUUUCAAACGUGACAAGCGAUUUAGGGUAACACAAGAAGAUAUACAUUAUUUUGAGUUUAUGGCUGCUUUCUGGGCACAUCGCCAAGAUAACAUAAUUCGUGCUGAGCUAUUGAUUGAAGCUUCGAGUUCGAGGCCACAAUCAGAGUACUUUGAUUGGUAUCAACGUCACUCGCGGAUUUUUAUAGGAAAUCCAACUCAUGAUGUGGAUAGAGGAUAUCAGCACAUGGCAGGUAGACAUGAGGCAUUGGCUCGAGGACAUCAAAAGUCGUAUACAUUGGCUCUCAGUGUUGUGAAUGAUCCUACCGCGAUUGAUGCUGAGAAGGCUUUAGCAGAGAAGUUCAGCCGCAUUUCAGUGGAGUCUAUGACUGCUGCUUCCUUAGGGACGAGGUUGAGCUUUGCUCCAGACUAUACACCACCAACUGAAUAUGAGGAACCGCCUAUUGUUCCUAUUCGACGUCGUUUAAGGCAAGCUGUAUCUAGGGAUAAGGCAAGUGGUAGACGACGUCGAGGGGGCUAGUGAAAGGUGAGGACAAAACUUGUACAUCCAUUUCAAAAUAAUGCGAACCUCCUCAUGUGUACGUUGAUCAACACAAUAACAAUCAUGUUGUUGUUCAAUUUGAAAUGAUCCUCCUUGUAAUCAUCUAUGAAACAUGUGUGUUCCUAAAUCAUUUUACCUGC
This is a messenger RNA of Solanum dulcamara, 2192 nucleotides long. RefSeq names its product serine/threonine-protein phosphatase 7 long form homolog. The transcript has 4 exons. The record is from RefSeq and is a predicted model, not a curated record. The coding region runs from base 322 to 2031 and encodes 569 amino acids. Lineage: Eukaryota; Viridiplantae; Streptophyta; Magnoliopsida; Solanales; Solanaceae. Gene Ontology annotation, biological process: meristem maintenance; meristem development.